GCACUUGUUCCUCCUGUUGAACGAAACCUUCGAGUCUCUGCUUUCCACUUCAAGCUGCAGAGAGAUUUGCUGUCGCUCCUGUACGUUUGUUGGAGAUAAACACCGAGCCUCUUCUCGUUCGUGCCACUUUAUUUCAUCAGCCGGUACUGUGGGAGACGUAACUCGGAAAACAAAAAGGCAGAAGUAUAUAUGAGGAAGAUUUGGGGAGAGCGUUUCUCCCUCCGGCCUCCGAUGGCCCUCCUGCGAGCUCCGUCCGUCCAGGCAUGACCGUCACCCCCGCCACAUCCAGCCCCGCACCUGCUUCCUCUUCUCACGGCGGCUCCAGCCGCAGAUCUGGUCCGGCGCAGAUGGACGAGAGCGAUGGCCUGCGGUCGAGGCUCGCCUCCGAGGACUCGCUGGCGUUGGCUUCCUCCUUGGCCGAGCCAAUCAACCUGGAAGACUCCCAUUACACUCUGCUGCGAGGCGAGCUCGAGGCCGACGCCCAGAGUCUGGAGGCGGAGUCCUGGAGCCUCGCUGUGGACCCCAGCUUCCUGCGCUCCCUGAACAAAGAGGCCAUCAAAAGACAGGAUGUCAUCUAUGAGUUGAUCCAGACGGAGAUGCACCAUGUCCGCACCCUAAAAAUCCUCAUGCACGUGUACAUGCAUGAGCUGAGGCAGUCUCUGCUGAUGGACGAGGCCAAGCUGGAGCGGCUCUUCUUCGGCGUGGGGACGCUGCUCAGCCUCCACCACAUCUUCUUCACCUCCCUCAAAGAGGAACAGAGCCGGAGUCAGGAGGAAGGAAGCCCGAAUGCUUACCACAUCACACAGCUGGGAGACGUCCUCAUCUCGCAGUUUUCAGGUGCGACCGGGGAACAGAUGAUUGAGUGCUACAGUUCGUUUUGCAGCCGUUCCAAAGACGCCAUCAGCUUCUACAAAGACCAGAUGCAGAACAACAAGAAGCUGCAGAUCCUCAACAGAAAAAUCGGUCAGCUGCCGUUGGUGCGGCGGUUGGGAAUCCCUGAAUUAUUUUUGUUGGUGACUCAGCGCAUCACAAAGUAUCCCGUCCUGGUGGAGCGAAUCAUCCAGAACACCGAGGCCGACACAGAUGAGCACCGGUCUCUGGUGGAAGGUCUGGGCCUGAUCAAAGACACCAUCACGCAGGUGGACUCCCGGGUCAGCGAGUACGAGAAAGCUGCUCGCCUGAGAGAGAUCGCCCUGCGCCUGGAGUCCAAACCCCCGGGUCGGCUGAAGGACGACCGGCUGCUGCGGAGGGAGGAUCUGAUCCAGGGCAACAGGACGCUGCUGCACGAAGGCCCGGUCACCUGGAAGUCCUCUGGCAGACAGAAAGACGUCCACGCCGUGCUGCUGACAGACGCCUUGCUCCUCCUGCAGGAGAAAGACCAGAAGUUUGCAUUUGCUGCUGUGGACAACAAGCCCCCGGUGGUCUCCCUGCAAAAACUCAUCGUCCGUGAAGUGGCCCACGAAGACAAAGCCAUGUUCCUGAUCUGUACCUGCACCUCCAGCCUGCCCGAGAUGUACGAGAUCCACACGGGCUCCCGGGAGGAGCGCGCCAACUGGACCAGCCUCAUCCGGGGCGCGGUGGAGUGCCACCGCGAGGAGACGAUGUACCACCAGCAGAUCGCCAGGCUGCAACAUUUCCAAGACAUCCUGAAGGAGCGAGACGACCUGAUAAAACACGCCCUGGAGGAGAAGCAGCAGAUCUUUGCUGCUCUCUAUAAGGACGUGACGGAGCAGGAACCCCCCCGAAAAGGCCUGCUGCUCCGAGGAGACGCAGCCGACCUCCAGCAGGGGGAGACGCUGCUCAUCGGAGCCAUCGACGAGGUGGAGAACCUGCAGAACCUGCUCUUCCUGAGGUUAAAAGACAACGGCCUUCACCUGGAUGAGAGAACGAAGCAGGAAGUGCCGAACUGGACGGCCCACACCUUCGCAGACUCCGGUCCGAACCCGGCGGCUCACGCUCUGAACGAUGGAGAAGCUGUGGACCUGUCAGGUGAAAGUGUGGAGAUCCCAGUGUACCGGAGUCACUCAGGUAUCAACCACACGCUGCAGGAAAUGGACUCUGAAGGCCCGGAACAGUCGGCUGAUGACGAACCCGACUCCGCUUCACUAGCCAACGUUAACUCAGCAUCCAGUCAUUUCCCCGAAGCUGAGGUGUAUGACAGCGUGAUCCUGCUGGCACAGAGGCUCUACAGCUUACAAACAAUCGUGGCGCACCAGGACAGCCGGAUCGAGCUGCAGAGCGCCCUCCAGUCCAAGAGCAAGCAGUCCGCUCGCAACUACAGCAACGUGCUGCUGGAGCAGGAGAAGCAGCGCAACCUGGAGAAGCAGAAGGAGGAGCUGGCCACCCUGCGCAAGCUGCAGGCUCAGCACCGGGAGGAGCAGCAGCGCUGGGAGAAGGAGCGCGAGCAGCAGAGGCUCCAGAUGGAGGCUCUGGAGGCACAGCUGCAGCAGAGGGAGGAGGACUGCCGGAGGCGGGAGGACAAGCUGAGCAGCGAGAAGGCCGAGCUGGAGAGGCAGCGGGAGAGCUACCAGCAGGACCUGGAGAGGCUGCGCGAGACCACGCAGUCGGUGGAUAAGGAGAAGGAGCGCCUCAGUCAGGAGAGGGAGCGGAUGGACAAGCUCAAGUCCAAGCUCAUGCCGAGCGCCGGAAACUACGACGACCCCGCACACGCCUGGAGCCUCUCCAGUAACCCGUCGUUCAGGGGAAGCGUCGUGAACGGAGGCGUUUCCCGAACUCCGACCGCUAAACACUCCUCCGGCCCCCUGGAGGUUCCUCCAAAGGUUCCCCCGCGCAGGGAGAGCAUCAGCCCCCAGCCGGCCAAGCCGGAGCUGCCCAUCCACCUGAUCAGCACCACCAACCAGGUGCACAAACCGGCCAGCGUGCAGCAGCAGAUCCCCACCAAGCUGGCCGCUCUGUCCAAGGGGAAGGAGAAGGGCUUCAAGGCCAAGGCCACCCACCAGAGGACGCACAGCGCAGCCUCCAUCGACGUGAACCAGGUGAUUCCCAUCCGGGUGACGGGGAAAGAAGGAGGCAGUCUGAGAGCCACGAGGACCUCCAGUCCUCAGAGGAUCUCACACUCCGAGACGUUCAGAGCUCCGGGCUCUGCCCAGCGUGUGAAGGUGUCUCAGUCAUUCAGCACGAGCAAGCAGAGCGGCAGCGACAGCCGCCCGCCGGCACCGCCUCCUUUCCCCAAAGAAGUCUUGGAAAAAAAAAAAAGCGAGGGAGAUCUUCCUUUAGCGGUGCACGUCUGCAGGCGGAGGCUCCUGUCCGACGAAGAGGCGGGGGACCGCUGCGGGAAACAAGGAAAACAUCAAAAACUGUAAAAACAAAGGCCUCUCUGUAUUUUUGAGGAACAUGCUGUUGUAAAUCUACAUUUUAUCGCCAAACAAGUUCCUUUUUUGUAAAUUUAUUUUUUAAGAGUAGGUGGACUUUGCACUUGUUAAAGUGAUGAACUGGGUGUGAGGAUGUUUACAUCGAUCUCGAGUCGGUUUUUUAACUCACUCAUGGAGCAUUUAAAGUGGAGGAAACUUUAACUUCAUGUUCACAAUGUUCUCUGGUAUAAUCACGCUGACUGCCGUUUCCUCCCCCUUCCAUGUAAAAUAUUUAUCACAUUCCACUGAGUAAAGAUAAGGUUGAUUUUACUGUUUCAGUC
This is a messenger RNA of Salarias fasciatus (jewelled blenny), 3652 nucleotides long. Its product is annotated as rho guanine nucleotide exchange factor 18-like. The transcript has 21 exons. Gene Ontology annotation, molecular function: guanyl-nucleotide exchange factor activity. Lineage: Eukaryota; Metazoa; Chordata; Actinopteri; Blenniiformes; Blenniidae. The record is from RefSeq and is a predicted model, not a curated record. Gene Ontology annotation, cellular component: plasma membrane. Gene Ontology annotation, biological process: regulation of Rho protein signal transduction. The coding region runs from base 264 to 3323 and encodes 1019 amino acids.